This is a messenger RNA of Drosophila virilis, 2626 nucleotides long. RefSeq names its product GPI ethanolamine phosphate transferase 1. The record is from RefSeq and is a predicted model, not a curated record. Gene Ontology annotation, molecular function: mannose-ethanolamine phosphotransferase activity. Gene Ontology annotation, cellular component: endoplasmic reticulum membrane. Gene Ontology annotation, biological process: GPI anchor biosynthetic process. NCBI's taxonomy places the organism in Eukaryota, Metazoa, Arthropoda, Insecta, Diptera, Drosophilidae.
UAUUCAUACUGACAUAAUAGCUCUUGACAACUCAAAGAAAUAUAAAACACAAUAUUUUCGAAAUGCUGAUUACCUACGGGCAUGCACUCGUUGCGCAGCUGCUACUGCUGAGCUCCGUGUACGUCAUCUACUUUCAGUCCACGAUCCUGACGGGCUUAGAGCCGCAAAAGACAUUGCUGAGAUAUGCGCCCGCCGAUCGCUUGGUGGUCUUCGUAAUCGAUGACCUCAGCGCCAAGGUGUUCUUUGAACAACGCUGCCGUAAUGUGCCUCAGCUGAAGAAGAUCUUUCUGCAUCAAGGCCAGGUGGGCAUAAAUCGUGUGCGUGUGGCCAGCAAAUGCCGAUCGGCGCAUCUGACGCUCUUCUCGGGUCGUUAUGAGGAUUACCUGGCUGGGCUGCAUGGCAUCGCCUUUGACACCAUCUUCAAUCGAAGCACACGCAGCUUUGCCUGGGGCUCUGCGGAUCUGCUGCAACAUUUUCCAGCUGUGCAUGAAGUGUACACACAUCCACCGAAUAUACCGGGCCUGGGCAUUAGCUCUUACAAACUGGACGAGUGGGCAUUUCAAGCAGUCCGAAAUUUUCUGCGAAACAAGGCGUCCCAGCUGGAGCAUCUUCAGGGUGUGGUGUUCUUUGUGCAGCUGUUGAGCCUGCGGGAGGCAACUGGAUUCCGUAUGUACCAGGAACAGCUUAACUAUACGCAACGUCGGAUCUGGACCAUCUAUCAGCGAUUUGAACAUGCAUUUCCUGAUCAACGCACUGCUUAUUUACUGACGUCCGAUCAUGGCAGACCAGAGAAAGGUUAUAGCAAUGGCAGCAGCAAUCAGGAGCUGGAAACACCAUUUGUACUUUGGGGCGCCGGUGUCGCCCAUAUCAGUGCCGGUCCAGGUCGCAGCUUUGUUGCCAACGAGCUGGGUCAACGCCUGCCGCUGCACAUUCUUGAGUCCAUACAGCUGACACCGCUAAUGAGCGGCUUAUUAGGUUUGCCGACGCCCGUACACAAUCGUGGCCAGCUGUCCGCGGGUCUGUUAAAUGACAGCAUGCAUGAGGCACACGCCACAUACAACAACGCGCAGCAGUUGCUCAACCAGGCCCAGUACGUCUUGCACCAACAUAGUCGUGGUCUCCUGUCCAACCUGAUGCCCAGCCAUUGGCUAAACGAACAGCUGCUAAAGUCAUUCCUGAACAACGCCAAUUUGUUGUGGCGCCAGCAACGCUUCCUCACGCUGACGGAGUACAGCGGCAAUCUUAUGCCCACGGUGCUACAGUGCAUCGAUUACUAUGUGCAUUAUUAUCGUCGUGGAUUGCUUCUUGCCAGCGCAUGUGCUUUCUUGGGCUGGCUGCUGCAAUUGUGCGGCGUUCCGACAGCCAAUUGGGGCGGUCUGCAGCUGCUGCUGUGCAGGGCGCUUUUGCAUCUAGUCAUGCUUCUGCUGCUUCUGUUUGUGCUGCUCCAGCGUGUGCCCUGGCUGACGAGUGGCUUGCUGUUGCUGCCUACCCUGCUCUGGACGCGGGCGAUGGAAACAAACGUGGAGUGUCGCGUGACCAGGCACCAGCUCUUAUCCAUGCUAAUGGCGCUUUGUUGUGUCGUUGGCUUCUUUUUUCGCCGCUUCAUAGCGCUCAUUUACCUAGGCUUCGCCUGCUACCACAAUCGCUGCGCACUUAUGCAACGCUCCCGCAGCGCUUUCCUCUGGUUAUUGCACGUCUGCGCGCUAACAGCAUUAUCCUGGCUGCCGCCGGCGCUGGGCUAUUGGCAACGCAAUUGGCUUCUAGUUAGUCUGCUGAUUACCUUUGUACGUCCCCUUGUCUGUCGCUCGCUGCACUGGGCCUCAGCCCUGCACAGACGUUCGCUGAUUUGCAAUGGCCUUGUGCUGCUCACGGCUGCGCUACAUGUCUUGUUUAGUUCGCAGGCGCGGAUGUUGCACCUGAUCGCCCGUGCGUAUGCAUGCUAUGUCUUUUAUCCGUAUUAUCGACAGCAAGGCCUCGAGGUCAUCGUCUACAAUCUAAGCACGUUGUAUGCACUGAUCUGUACAUCUUACGAGUCCUUAGUCAUACAACUGCUGACUAUGGAACUGCAACUGGCGCUGCGCCUUAAACAGGAGCACGGCGCUGGAAUCAGGCGAAAUAUCACACUGGCAAUGUACAUGCUGCUUUAUAGCUGCUACUCCUUGUUUGUUAUUGGCAACAUAAAGGCAGUGGACAGAUUUCGCUUCUAUAUGCGUUUCGCGAACUUUGGUUGCUACUCGGUGCUGGUCAAUGGAGCCCUGAUUGCUCUGAAGCUCCUUUUGCCGAUUCUGCUACUGCUCGUCAUCAUUUGUGCCAAUUGCGAGAUUGCUUGGCCAUAUCGACAAGAAAUCUUCCGCAGACUGCUCAUCAUGUGCAAUGUCAUGGCGCUUGUUUUCCUUUUUCAUGUGCGCUCUGGAUACAUCUGGUGGGAGGAUUUGGUUUCCUUUCUCCAUUUUAGUUUUGUGCAAGCUUUACCGUUUUUUUUGCUGCUGCUAUGUUAUUUGGCGCAUUUUAUGCUGGGCGAACACGCAAUAGAAACGCCACAGCUGCCCAAAUGGAGCGUGCAUAUCUAUUAAAAUAAUGUACUAUUAAACAACUUCAUGUUGGCACCAAUAAUGCGCGCGGAAAA